GUAAGUGCAGUUUUGUAUUGUUAUACCUACACUAUAUCUGAAAGUAAAGCUGAAUUUCUCUCAAUUAAGAAUAUUAACAUUAGCUCAAAUUUAUUUAUCUUGGCUUAUGAAGAAAUUUGUUAUUUAUGUGAAAUCAAUUUAUUUCUAAACUUAGUUGAUUUUACUACAUGCAAAUGGCUGUGAUUAAAGUUGUAUGCAAAAAUUUGAAAAAUAAUCCUCAAUGUCCACAUGGACCAACUCUCAAGUUUUUGAGAGUGCAAGAUAGUUUCAAGCAAGAGUUCUAUGCCUGCUCAGCAUACAGAGAUCGCAAACACUGUCCGUUUUACCAUGUUUGUGGUGAAGUGUUCUCAGAAAAUUUACAACAAAUUUGGGCAAUGGAGAGGCAGAGGAUGCUGCCCAAUAUAGACCAUGCUAAGCUGGAAGUCAGACUGGAGAAAGUGAAGCAGGCAUCUCCCAAAGAUCGGCUUUACUGCCAUUCUUGUUCCCAGUUGGAUCUGACUGUCAGGAGAGCACAGCAUGCUUCACAUAAUGUACAGACCAUAAUUUCCGACAGCAUGCUUGCUCACCCAUCCCAGCUACUCAAGCCUAAGGAGGGAUCAAAGAAAGAGGCACAAUAUUUGUUUGCAGACACUACAUCCAAGGUGAUAAUAGAGAACCUUGAGAGAGCUGGAGUCUCACGAGUAUUGUGUCUCGGUACCCCUCGAGUACAUGAGCACAUACAAGCCGCAGCAGGAGACAUGCAGUCAUUGCUACUGGACUUCGACCAUAGAUAUCACUCGUUCUGGCCGAGAGAGAAGUUCUUGUGGUACAACAUGUUCAACCGCCAUGUGAUGUCUACAUGUAGCAAAGAGCCUAAACAUGUUUUACGCAAGUUCCUGGCAGCAGGGGGGGUGGGGAGAGUGGCACUGGUGAUGGACCCUCCAUUUGGGGGCCACAUAGACCCUCUGGCAGCUACAGUACAGUACUUCAUUCGUCAGGUAGACAACCUCAUUGUGAUAUGGUUUUUCCCGUACUUUCGUGAACGUCAGAUUAUUGAGAAGUGCCCUCAACUGAUGAUGAUGGACUAUAAGGUUGAGUACGACAAUCACAAGGAGUUCAACAAUGGCAAGAAGGGGCGAAAGUUAGGAUCUCCAGUGCGGAUGUUUACCAACAUUGUGGCGAAAGAGUUUGUCCUUCCAAGAACUGAGGGCUAUUGGCUUUGCAAGCCUUGUGCAAAGUGGGCCUCACCUGAAAACAGACACUGUGUCAAAUGCAAAGCUUGCACAUCCAAGGAUGGCAGAACGUACAAGCAUUGUGACACCUGUAACUGCUGUGUCAAACCCCAGUGGUCACACUGCUUUAAUUGUGAGAGAUGUCUUCCCUCACCUCACACUUGUUCACCUCUCAUGUCUCUAUCUGUUGCAAUGUUGCAGGAUGGCAGAACGUACAAGCAUUGUGACACCUGUAACUGCUGUGUCAAACCCCAGUGGUCACACUGUUUUAAUUGUGAGAGAUGUCUUCCCUCACCUCACACUUGUUCACCUCUCAUGUCUCUAUCUGUUGCAAUGUUGCAGGAUGGCAGAACGUACAAGCAUUGUGACACCUGUAACUGCUGUGUCAAACCCCAGUGGUCACACUGCUUUAAUUGUGAGAGAUGUCUUCCCUCACCUCACACUUGUUCACCUCUCAUGUCUCUAUCUGUUGCAAUGUUGCAGGAUGGCAGAAUGUACAAGCAUUGUGACACCUGUAACUGCUGUGUCAAACCCCAGUGGUCACACUGCUUUAAUUGUGAGAGAUGUCUUCCCUUACCUCACACUUGUUCACCUCUCAUGUCUCUGUCUGUUGCAAUGUUGCAGGAUGGCAGAACGUACAAGCAUUGUGACACCUGUAACUGCUGUGUCAAACCCCAGUGGUCACACUGCUUUAAUUGUGAGAGAUGUCUUCCCUCACCUCACACUUGUUCACCUCUCAUGUCUCUGACUGUUGCAAUGUUACAGGAUGGCAGAACGUACAAGCAUUGUGACACCUGUAACUGCUGUGUCAAACCCCAGUGGUCACACUGCUAUAAUUGUGAGAGAUGUCUUCCCUCACCUCACACUUGUUCACCUCUAACUGAAAAAGAACCAUGUAAAAAAGAAAAUAUAACGCCCAGGCACAAACGGAUGAAGAUAAUGAAGAUCAAAACUAAAUCUAAGUCGGUGAAAAGAAAUAUACAAAAUGUGAUGAGGAAUAAAAAAAGUUAGAAUUGUUAA
This is a messenger RNA of Homalodisca vitripennis (glassy-winged sharpshooter), 2231 nucleotides long. RefSeq names its product rRNA N6-adenosine-methyltransferase ZCCHC4-like. Gene Ontology annotation, cellular component: nucleolus; cytoplasm. The record is from RefSeq and is a predicted model, not a curated record. Gene Ontology annotation, biological process: rRNA methylation. Bases 168 to 2222 code for a protein of 684 amino acids. The transcript is spliced from 11 exons. Lineage: Eukaryota; Metazoa; Arthropoda; Insecta; Hemiptera; Cicadellidae. Gene Ontology annotation, molecular function: rRNA (adenine-N6-)-methyltransferase activity.